GAAAUUAAAGCCGGAAGAAACCAAGUUGUUUGAAGUGGAGAAAGUCGAUAUAUAAGAAGGUAAGUUUUGUUUUGUUUUUAUACAAAGAGCGUCAUAUUUACGCAGCUAGCGUUAGCGUCCACACAGUAACUACUACACCAGCUGAGGAGAGGAGAGCUUCACGUGAAGAGGAGAUAAAGUGAGCGAAGAACAUUGUUAAGGUAAACAACACGGGCCAUAGUGAGUACCGCGGGAACAUUUGAAGAGAGAGACAUUCUUAGCAGUUUGUUUAUAUGUAUGUAUUUGUGUAUAUGUUGCAACUAUACAGAGCUUUAGCAAUACUAUGUAACUAUGGUCGGUGGAGAAGUGAUCAAAUGUGAAGAGGGACAAAGUAAUGACAGGAUUGCAUUAGACAUGCUCAAGAACAAAUAUAGAGAAGACAUUCAAGGAGAGAGAGACAAAACACAGAUUCAACGGUAAACAUGAUGUAUCUUUCUAUUUAUUUAGCUAACCACUAUUUAGACUAUGUGUUUUUGAUUGACUUGAUUAAAUGGAUUCACUACAUCAAUGUAUACUUUUCGGGCCGCCAUGUUGUGUCCUUUCUGUGGCCAACAUCUGGGGACAGUUCAAGUGCUCUGUGGCUCCUGUGGCAAACAUGUACAGUUUGUGGCAGAAGUUGAACACAACAACAUUCCAUAAGGAGGGUCAGGAACUCACGGACCACCAGUGUCCCCUCCAUCCUCAGUGUGUCCCUCAUCAUCAGUGAACUUAACUGACGUCUCAUGAGAGGGAUCGAACGAGGCGCCUUUGAAGCCGCGGAUUGCUCCAUCCCACACACUGGCUCUAUUCAUAUUGAACCGGCUGCAAGAUGUAUUUGUUAUUUUUGCAGAGAGUUUUGCAACAAUGUGUGCCGCAGUCAGGUAUUCUGUGCUGGGAAAGACAAAGUGAUGUAUUGUAAUAUUAAAUGAUGAAGCUAUGAUAAGAUUUACAGUAUAGAUAGAACAAUUAAGUGGUAAUAGUAACAAUUAAUACCUUUGCUCCAUUUUGUCUUCUGGCUCAGACUGGCUAUCAAUAAUGAUAAGUGCAUACACAUUUGUGUAGUUGCUGCAGUGAGAAGACAGUUGAAUCAUGACUUUCAAAUACAUAAUAUAUGCAUGACAGUCAUAUUUACAAAAGGAUGUCGAUCCUCUAACUGUUUUCUCAAUACAUUGGGUUCUAAACUGACAACAGCACUGUUGUCAUACUCCUGCACAAUCCUUGUAAACAUUUGAAAUGGAUGCAAGAAGCAAUAUCUGACCUUUGAAAAAUAUUUGUGGGUGUUUUUUGUAUCGUCUUCACUGAGAUGUCAGAUGUUGUGGGUGUCAUUUGGAAAUGUAUGAAAGUAUAAUUGUUCUGCUUCCUGGCAAUGUUACCCACUGUGAUUGGAGGCUAUACAAACAAACAAAUGUAAAAUAUAGAUACACAGCAAACAACUGUGUCACGAUGCAACUGUCAACAUCGUUUACAUUACAUUUAGCUGACGCUUUUAUCCAAAGCUACUUACAAUAAGUGCAUCCGACCAAGAAGAUACAAACUUGAAGAAAACAGAAUCAUAUAAGUACAUCAGGUUUCAUAGAGCCAAAACAUUUCAAGUGCUACUCAACUGGCUUUAGAUAAACCAGUCCUUUGUUAGUAUAAAAGUCCUUUGUUAGUAUAUAAGUCCUUUGUUAGUAUAUAAGUCCUUUGUUAGUAUAUAAGUGCUUUGUUAGUAAUUGUAUUGCUCGAAGUGGAGUCGAAAGAGAUGAGUUUUCAGUCUGCGCCGGAAGAUAAGCUUUCUGCUGUUUACCUAUAAAGGUUGUUCUAAUCCCGGGCAGACUGGACCUCUUCCUGGAAUGGGGUUGGUUCUCCAUCCUAUUUUUACCCAGGAAAUAAGUGCAGUUGAUCUAAUGACAGUGUCAUAAGCACACAAAGGUAUUUAUUGAUUUCAUGUUCACAAACUCAAACCUACAUGGUAUAAUUACAUUUUUAAUUGGUCUUACCCGAUCAGACGCUGGUUGUGGGUGCCUGAGAGGUCUGAUAAAGGUAAACAAAAAAUAUAUUCAAACUACUGUACUGUUAAAAUAUUCUGCUUCUUGUGGCACAAAAUAAUAUGUUGACAAUGUUUUAUUUUACCCUGGCAAGCUGUUGUCCAUUCUUGGAGUGCUCACUUUUGGAACACUUGGAAUGUCUCACACCUACACACAAAUGACUGGCUGGAAUAAAAAUAAAUUCACUUUAAUUAAGAAUAAAUGUGAAUCCCUUUAUCCCUUACAUGAUAAAGGGAUUGAAUUUUUACACAAGGAAGCACCUUUAAUCUCUUGCUUAAACUCAAGUUUAACUUUCCUCUAACAGCCCAUGGACUUUAGGGGCGUGUCUGCCUCACAGACCAUGUGUUGGCUAGUUGGUCAUGUGACACCUCCCCAAAAACACCACAUUUCUAUGCCUAUAUAUGUAGAUUUCCCAUACUCCUAUUCAUAAAAAUAAACUGCAUUAUAAAGCCAAUAUAAGUGAAGGCUCUCUCAGUCAGGUCUUAGUUUAUUUAUUGAAUUUAAUUGGUAUUUAAAUUACAGUCCAAUCAAAAUGUCGCACGAAUAUUCAUCUGGCAGCUACUUUUCUGUGACACCCAUGGGAUUACGGGUUUAUGGCGAGCUGAUUUUAUACUUUAGUAUUUUAUAUCCCAUGACAUCCACAGAUUCUGUAAUAUUCUCAUAAAUGACACUUUGUAAUGUUUUUGUGCAUACUGGAAAUAAGGUCUAGGUUUUUAGUUGAACAACACUUUAUUAAGAAUCCAUCCGGACAUGUUAUGAGUCUGCUGCUAAUAUGAAUCGCGAAGGGGGAUUUCAUUUGGCUCUGCUGAUAACAGCCACAAGAUAACAGCCCCUCGUUGCAGUUGGACUCAGAGACCCCUCGGAUGCUUUUUUCCCCUCCUUCUAUAAACAACCACUGGUCUGCUCUCAGGAAGUACUGUAUGAAUAUUAAUAUGGAUGCAAACAGUGAGGAUGCCCAGCGUCUGAUCCAUCAGCGCGCGCUCAUAUCUGCGCAUUUUUUUGUUUUGACGCCUUUUUUUCCUUCUGUUUAAGCCUCAACUGUUUAUUUUGCGGAGGUCACGCUGGAGCUUGUGUUUUUUCCAAGCACACAAGGAUGGCGUUUCACCUGCUGAGUGUUUGCAGGGGAAGCUUUUGUAACGUCGCAUUGAACGGCAUCAUGGUUUUCCCACAGAGCUCACACCGAGCAGGGUACACCGAGCCUCGGUAGGACAGUGCUGUUUAUCAGACACAUGGAAGACCUUUCGCGUCAAGGAAAGGCGUCAGUCCGGUAAAAUGCGUCUGAAUAACUGAUUUUUCAUUUACUCGUCAAUUGACACAUCUGGGAAAAGAUUGUCCCCCCCCCCUCCCGUCUACCAAGACAGCUGUGUCAUCAACAACCGGCGUGGUGUUGUUGUUGUCUGAUUUUACGAGCCUGGGCCACUGGAUAUCUCAUAGCCUCUGCGCCAGCUAUAGGCUCCACACACACCAAGGUGAGUUGGCGGAGGCUGCCUCUGACAUACAUUCCCCUCUCGCGGGUCUUCUUCUAUACCAUGAGCUCGGGCUCUGCCCAGGAUGUGGCAGUCGAGCAUUUCCUGCGUGACAUAGAGAGGCGAAGCAAGCGGCUGCACUGCGCUGUGAUUGGCUGCGAGGAGGAGCGACCCCGCAGCGACAUGAACCUGCUGUAUCGUAAGAGCCGUCUGGACUGGAGGCAGAGGGACCAAGAAGGAAGUAAAAAGAGUUCCAACCAAAGUGACCCUUCAGCCACCGUUGGCAAAGUCAGAGAUUUGGCGUCUUUCCGCCGCCACUUCCGGAUGGGUUUCAUGACGAUGCCGGCGUCCCAGGACCUGUCCCCUCACUCGUGUGCCUCCGCCAUGGCCCCGCGCUCACAGUCCUGCCACGCUGUAGGGGCCGGGGAUAGUCUGGAGAACGGAGAUGACUCUGACACCCAGUCCCAACAUGGCGGCCGCUGCCCCCCCACCAAACCCAAACGUCACCCCAGCACUCGCCUCAGCACCUCGUCCAGCGACGGCAGAGGACUCGGUGACACGCCGCCCCCAUCGUUCUCUCACUCACACAAACACUCAGAGAAGAAAAAUUCCAUGAAGAAAUCUGACUCUGGAGACAUGGGAGGAAAGAAGGUGCCUCCUUUAAAACCCAAGAGAAGUCCCAGCACCCAGCUCACCUUCGACUCUCUUCCUCCACGUGUGCCUCAUUCUGCCGCAUCCUUACCUUUCCAGGCAGACUCUCAGAUCCAGCCUGGAGACAGGGAUGAUGAGCCGGUGUAUAUCGAGAUGGUGGGCCAGGUGUUCACCAGAGAAAGCCAGACGGCCACCCCCCACCCUGUCACCCCGGUGGCCACCACUCCUGACUCUGACUCGGACCAGAGUGAGGCCAUUUAUGAGGAGAUGAAAUACCCCCAGCACGAGGACAGACCCUCCCACAGACACCCCCUGUCCAAACAUGAGAAAAUGAAAAGCUCUAAACACUUCCAUGUCACCCCUUCCUCCUCCAGCAGCUCCUCCUCUCUACCACGCCCUUCCUCUUCCUCUCCUUCCUACUCCAAACCCAAAGCCACCGUGUCCAUCUCCCAUUCGUCCCCUCUUCCCUCCUCUGCGUCCUCCACCCCCGUCCCCCAGGUCCUCUCCACCAGUCCUCACACUCCCCGAGCUCCCACUCCCUACCUGCUGCAAGGGAGUAAAUCCGACAGCGAGUCCAACACAAAGAUCCCGGCCCCUUUCCCAAAUCUCCUCCAGCACCGACCCCCGCUGCUUGCCUUCCCUCAGCCAGCGGCAGCCUCCAGCGGGGUCGGGGUGCAAAACAAAUCGUCCUCUGCUAAAAUGGGAACUCAAACAUCCAGCGUGACGACCCAAGCCAGCUCCUCCUCGACUUCUUCUAUUGUUCCCUCGUCGGGCUCCAAGGAGUCGUCGGGAAGAAGUGAAUCGCAGCAGGACAAACACAGCAAGGACUCUCAGCUGGGACCGGCCCCCGGACUGAGAGCCAGAAGUCACUCCACACCCCUGCCUCCCUCCUCCAAGUCCACCUCCCCUUUCUCCCAUCACCACCACCACCCUCACCAUCGCCCUUCGCACUACCAUCACUAUCGCAAACCAGAGAGAGGAGAUUCCCCCGCUCCGCUGAAGGGCAGCUCUCAGAACCAGUCCACGGUCCAGACCCAGACCUCGAGUACAGGAAGGGAAGGCAAGUCUGUGAGCUUCCUGUUGAAAUCUGACAAAGAAGGGAGGGACAAGGAUAGGGAUAGAGAUAGAGAUAGAGACAAAGAUAGGGAUAGGGACCGGGACAGGGAUCGAGAUAGAGAUAGGGGUAGGGACAGGGACAGGGAAAGAGACAAGGAGAAAGACAGAGAUAGGGAUAAGGACAGAGAAAGAGAUAGAGACAGGGAUCGGGUUAGAGACAGAGAUCGGGAUAGAGACAGGGAUCGGGAUAGGGAUGGAGGCCCAUAUUCGUUACCGAUGGACCACACUAUCUCCACGUCUCAUAGCAGCUCCAGCUCCACCCCAAAGCCUCUGUCCUCGUCCAAGCGUCCUCACUCUCGCCCCCAUCUUCGCUCUCACACUCCUCACGGCCUGCCAGCGUACAAGCCCCCCUCCUCAGACAGCCCUCUGCUGUGGACCUACCCCUCUGGUGGUUUCCGGAGACCACCGGCGUACGAGAGCCUGAGAGGAAGUUCUCACACGCCGUCUCUCCAUCAGCCCUCCAGCCUCGAGGGGGCGUUCAAGAGCAACGGUGGCUCUUCGUCCCUCCAUUCGAAGGUUGGCUUCAUGCCCUGGGACAGCAGUGCCAGCUUAGCAGCAGAUGAGGAAUCGUACUGGCCUAUGCAGAGGAAACUGUCCUUCAGCCAUGGGAGCAGAGAGACAGAGAAGGAUGAAGGUCGUGCGUGGAAUGGCAGCGCUGAUGCCCUCUUACGCAUGGAUAAAGAGGACAUGUGCAUAGGGUCUCGAGGAGGACACUCGGGCAUCCCAGUGCACUUCAGCUCCAGCAGGGCGCACGCUCACAGCGAGUCUUUGGCUGGCAUGGACAGCAGCUCGGGGUUCAGAGCGCUGCCCAGACUCGGCCUGCCUCUUCCCUGCCAGACUUUUCCUGCCUGUCGCAAUGGAGAAGUGGGGCGGCUGGGCCGCUCCUCCUCUUCUGCCGGAGUGAGACAGGUGGGUGGAGGAGACGUCCAGAGACAGAGCAGCCUACCAGCUCGAGAAGCCCUGAAUCAGCUCCACGGUCUGGCCCAGCCUCAAGUGCCCUGCAGUCCGGGCGUGUCUCGGCAGCAGCAGCAGCUCCAGCUCCACCAGCAGCAGCUGCAGUUGAAGCAGAAGCUCCAGCAGCUCCAGCAGCAGCACCACCUUCAGCUGCAGUUCCAGCAGCUCGCCCAGCUGGCUCAGGGACACCCUCCUGUGGGCGGGGGCUGCUCCACCUCCGCCUCGCAGAGCCAGAGAGACGGCAAGCUGCUGGAAGUCAUUGAGCGUAAACGCUGCCUGUGCAAAGAGAUCAAGGCCCACAGGCGCCCUGACAAAAGCCUGUGCAAGCAGGACAGCAUGCCCAUCCUCCCUAGCUGGAGACGGACACCUGAGCCCCGUAAGACUGGCACGCCGCCCUGCCAGAGGCCGCAGGCCGUAGUUUGGGACACGGCGAUCUGAGGGGGAUAGACAGGGCUGCUAGUACAGCUCUGAAGAGACUCAACACACACAUGAGGUGAAGAUGAGGAGCAGUUAAUAAGAACGGAGAGUCAAAUGGGUUUAGGAUCAAGAUAAUUCUUGCUUUUAUUGUGAGAUAAACUGAACAGUAACGUAGAUUACUGGAAACUAUGAACUCAUUUGGGGGGGACAGAGGUGAGGAAAUGAAGUAUUACAAUCAGACUAAAUUCAUCUCUUACCCGGGUGAUUUGUACUUGCUCUGUGUCCUUGAUGUGUUCUAAUUGCCAAUGCUUUGUUGCCACAAAACGCCAGUGUUAUUGCCACAAAAUGAAGACGCCAUUUCAAUAAUGGUUGGGAUGUUUUCUUAGAUUGGUGUUGCCAAAUUUCCUGCUGACUACUUGAGACAUAAAUGAAUAAUAUAUUUUCUCCAACACACAGUUGUCCAAACUUGCAUAGAAACUGCUCUGUGGGCGAGAAAAGGCAAGACUCAUUGACAAGUUGUUGAAGUGUUUCUUGAAGUCGUGAAUGCAUUUGAGAUGUAUUGGUAUCAAUAGAUUGUCAUUGUGGAUGCAAAUAAUCAUCACGAGGAGUAAAAGCUACCUACUGUAUCUGUUUGCAUAUUUGUAAUGUAAAUCUAUUUACUUUCUCAACGUUUCUGCAAUUUUAUAGCAAUAUGCUCCAGAUGCCGGAGCAACAUAAUUAAAAACUUGUCAACUAGCCUAACAUACAUAUCUAAAGACUUGAAAAGUCAUAUUUACUGUGUCAUUCUCUGCAUGUCACGAUAGACAUAUAGUAUUGUAAAAGACUAUGUGUAGAGAUGAUCAUGUCAGACUUUUACAUACAGCAGAUCUUCACUAUGAUAACAUGUGGUUGUAUAAAAAGAUUAAUAUAUAUCGCCCGGGGUCGUUAGAGAGGGCGGAGCGACAGAUGGCACAUACUGUGCGGUCCAGCCAAAUAUAGAUACAGAUCAAUGAUACAAAAAAACGUCAUCACUCAUGCUUAUCCACAGUUGCACAUUAGUGAUUGUUCCACCACACAGCACUGACACCCAUUUACACUGACUGUACGAUACGGUGCAACUGAUAAGACUGUGACUAUUGAUCACCUCAAACAGAAUGCUGGAACAAUCUGCACAAAACAUGGUAUACGCUUAGGAGAAAUUAAACCCUAAUGUAAUGUAAAUAGAUAUGUACAACUGUAUUGAAAAUGUAGCAAUUAUUUCCAUUUUCAUACUUGUAAUCAAUACAUAUUAUGUAGCAUAUACUGUAUAAACAUAACUUUGUUCACUUGUUUUUUUCUAAAAGAAUUAAGUACUUUAUCUGCUGCAGCCAGUCCAUGCAUUACCUAUAGUUCUACUACUAAUAAACAGUAAGCCCUCUAAAGAAAGGCACAGUCCAACAGUUGUUUAUUUACAUUUAUGCAAGACUCCCUUUAAGAUGUGUUUUAUUUACACCCUUUUUUUCUACAUCCACUUUCAUUUGUGUACAGAUUUCAACGGCUCGAUGUCUUGACAUUUUGAAUACUUUGCUGCUAUCUUGAACUACUGGUGUUCAUUCAACAGAAACAUUAUUUAUAUCGUGCUUAUUGUUACAUAUUUGUUUUUAUUUCUGAAAGCCACGUGAACUGAAGUUUGUACCUUGAAGAGUGAGCCCUUCUGUAAUAGUAUUAAGGCACUUGAAUGUCUCUUGGUUGUUGUCGUUUUUAUGAUAGUUAGCACCAAGCUGUACAGUUACAGUGCACCCCGUGAAAAGAAGACCUAUCUAAAUGUUUGAGAGUCACUGCUUGGCCUUUUUGUUUUAUUUCCCACCUGCUCGUGUUUGAGGGUCCAGGUUUUUCAAGCUUUUACUGAGUCCAUUUUUAAACAAACACAAGUGAGGUUGAAGGAAAUGGGCAAGUGCAAUGCAUGCAGAGAUUCCUUACACUGAAAAUGUCCCAAUGAUACUGACUAUAUGUGCCCAAUUUAAUUCCAGAUACCAAGUAAAUCACCUUCUCACAGACUGACAUGGAACCCUAGGUAUCAUUUCCAAAAAUAGUUUACAGAAACUGUUGGUUUUGUGUGUCUUCUAAAACAGUGGCCAUUAUACGAGUGCCAUACUAUAUUGAUAUGGUAAGAUACGGUGUACCUUGGAAAUCACUGUAGUGCUAUAUUUGCAUUGAUAUUGUCAUUAAAAAUAAAUUUUAUAUAAUGAACUUUACACAACAAACAG
Messenger RNA from Gymnodraco acuticeps, 8874 nucleotides. Its product is annotated as neuronal tyrosine-phosphorylated phosphoinositide-3-kinase adapter 1. Bases 3575 to 6670 code for a protein of 1031 amino acids. Gene Ontology annotation, biological process: phosphatidylinositol 3-kinase/protein kinase B signal transduction; neuron projection morphogenesis. Lineage: Eukaryota; Metazoa; Chordata; Actinopteri; Perciformes; Bathydraconidae. The record is from RefSeq and is a predicted model, not a curated record. The transcript is spliced from 8 exons.